This is a messenger RNA of Boleophthalmus pectinirostris (great blue-spotted mudskipper), 4482 nucleotides long. It is a transcript of the gene esr2a, whose product is annotated as estrogen receptor 2a. The coding region runs from base 957 to 2663 and encodes 568 amino acids. Gene Ontology annotation, biological process: cellular response to estradiol stimulus; regulation of DNA-templated transcription; estrogen receptor signaling pathway. The record is from RefSeq and is a predicted model, not a curated record. NCBI's taxonomy places the organism in Eukaryota, Metazoa, Chordata, Actinopteri, Gobiiformes, Gobiidae. Gene Ontology annotation, cellular component: nucleus. The transcript has 9 exons. Gene Ontology annotation, molecular function: nuclear estrogen receptor activity; nuclear receptor activity; zinc ion binding.
GGGACUCACAGCGACACUCCGCCGCUCUGCAGUCCCCGUGCCCGUGAACUUGUCCUCCUGCUCGGCCUUCCCUGUCCCAGGUUUGCCCACGGGACCACCACUUACGUAACCGCCCCCCCUCUCCAAAGCCCCUGCGUAAACUUUACCAACUGGACUUUUACGCGCGAGUGGAGAUGGAGCGUCUUGCAAGCUGCCCAUAGACCACUCCUGCCCACUGCCCCAAAAGCCCCCUCUUCCUCCACUCCCUUUGACUGCCCCCUGAACAGGACUGUGGCUCCAAGCAACAUAAUCUGCUUCUCUGUGAGGCUUUUAUAAUGUGAGCCUUGUUACCUGGACCUGCGGGGGUGGAAUACUGCUGUUUUUUCUAUUUCGUAUUGUGGGUAAUUACCAACACAGUAAAUGCCCAGUUUUAAUUUGACUGUGUUGAAAUCAGGGAGAUAGAGUAAAGUCUAAAUGUGCUCAAGUUGGAGUUCUUUUUGUUUUUCUAAUGAUCAAGUAAGAGCUAAAAAGUAUAGCAAGUAAAAACUAUACUUUCUUAUAAUACUAAUUGUAUUUUUUGUGGCAAGUUUAGAUUUGCAAUUCAUGUUUUAAUAAUAGAAGUAUUUUGUUCAAAGUUCUCAUUUUAAACUCAUCUAGAAGAAUUUACAAAAAAAUUUAAUCUGAACUGGAAAUUUAAUGCAAGAAUUUUACACAGACUUAUAAUAAUAUUUGUGGAAAUUGGAAAAAAUUAUGGAAUUACAAAAACUGCAGCUUUUGCCGUUUGCUAUUAGGCAACAAGGAAUCAAUACAUAAGCAAAUUCAGAUAGAGUUGUCAGAAUUGUACUUCAAAUUGCACUUCAAACUCAAAUAGUAUGUUACAGAAAAUCUAUUUUUAGAAGCAAAGUUUGUUUAGAAAAUGUUUGCACUUUUUCUGACCCAUAAUGUCGUAGUCUUAGCUGGUUAUUAAGAUAUUUGUAAUGGCCACCUCCUCUCAGGACAAGGAGAAACCCCUGUUACAGCUCCAGGAGGUGGACUCUAGCAGGGCAGUGAAUCGAGUCCUCUCCCCCCUCAUGGGCUCCUCGUCCCCGGCCCUGUCCAUCGAAGCCGCUCCCCCCAUCUGCAUCCCCUCCCCCUACACCGAACUGGCCCCCGACUACACCUCCUUACCCUUCUACAGUCCCACCAUCUUCAGCUACAACAGCACGGGUCUGUCGGAGUGCUCCACGGUGCACCAGAGCCUGAGCCCCUCCCUGUUCUGGUCUGGGCACGGACACGUGGGGUCCCCCUUGCCCCUGCACCGCUCCCAGGCUCGCCCCACCCACACCCAGACCACUCCGAGUCCCUGGGUGGAGAUACAGCCCAGGGACAGCGUCUUAAUGACAAGCAAAAGAAGACGUUCCCAGGAGAGUGAUGAGGGCGUGGUCUCUUCUGGCGUAAAAUCAGACCUGCACUACUGCGCUGUGUGCCACGACUACGCUUCAGGAUACCACUACGGAGUCUGGUCCUGUGAGGGCUGCAAAGCUUUCUUCAAGAGGAGCAUUCAAGGCCAUAAUGACUACAUCUGUCCAGCCACCAAUCAGUGCACUAUCGACAAGAACCGCCGUAAGAGCUGCCAGGCCUGUCGUCUGCGCAAGUGCUACGAAGUCGGCAUGACUAAGUGUGGUAUGCGUAAAGAGCGCGGCUCCCUUCGCUCUCCCCAGGUGUCGCGGCGUUUGACCCGCUUGUCCUCUCAGGGCCGGAGUACAGGAUCCAAGCUAUUACCUGUGCCCUCUGUAGUACCACACACAGAGCCACGCCCCCCUGCCCUCACCCCGGAGCAGCUGAUUGGUCGGAUCAUGGAGGCGGAGCCACCAGAGAUCUACCUCAUGAAGGACAUGAAGAGACCCCUGACCGAAGCCAACGUCAUGAUGUCACUCACCAACCUGGCAGACAAGGAGCUGGUUCAUAUGAUCACAUGGGCCAAGAAGAUCCCAGGCUUCGUGGAGCUGAGCCUGGUGGACCAGGUGCACCUGCUGGAGUGCUGCUGGCUCGAGGUGCUGAUGCUGGGCCUGAUGUGGAGGUCUGUGGACCACCCUGGGAAACUCAUCUUCUCCCCCGACCUCAGCCUCAGCAGAGAGGAGGGCAGCUGUGUGCAGGGCUUUGUGGAGAUCUUUGACAUGCUGCUUGCCGCCACGUCCCGAGUGAGAGAGCUCAAACUGCAGAGGGAGGAGUACGUCUGCCUCAAAGCCAUGAUCCUGCUCAACUCCAACAUGUGCCUGAGCUCGUCGGACGGCGGCGAGGAGGUGCAGUCUCGCUCUAAACUCCUGUGUCUGCUGGACGCGGUCACAGACGCUCUGGUGUGGGCCAUCGCGAAGACCGGCCUGAGCUUCAGACAGCAGUACACGCGCCUGGCCCACCUGCUCAUGCUGCUGUCCCACAUACGGCACGCCAGCAACAAAGGCAUGGACCACCUCCACUGCAUGAAGAUGAAGAACAUGGUGCCUCUGUACGACCUGCUCCUGGAGAUGCUGGACGCCCACAUCAUGCACAGUUCUCGCCUGCCCCGUCACCCCGCACAGCUGGACCCCCGGGACCCCACGGUGACUCAGGAGACACCACUCAGCCCCCUCAGCGGUCCGUCUAACACAUGGACUCCCAGUGGGGACUACAGUCAGCCAUCAGAAAUUUUCAAAGCGCCUCAGUGAUUUCAGAAAAGUGAAUAUUCUGGGAGGGAAUUUCAACGACUGUGAGCUUAGUGGUCAAACGUAGUGUUUUUAUGUCGUAACUUCAGACAAACCAAACCUGUGUCGUUGCCUUAGCACCACAAGGCCUAAGCAGUAGUUGUACUUAUUAUUCAUUUCAUAUUGUUGUAACUAUUUCUUCUUUCACUUCAGAAAAAUAUACUUUAUAAACAAACAUGGCAGCUCAGAGAAACCCAGCAACUGUUAAAUGCCUUUUUACAGCUAGUUUCAUUUGCUAUGCCUUGCUCAAGGGCACAACACACUAAAAUCUCUCAAUUUAAACAUUUAAAUUAGCUCAUCAAAUUGGCUCUAAAUUCGUAAAAUACAUACAUACAUUGAACAAAAACUGACUCUUUAAUGAACAAAAAUUAAAAAUCCAAUGCAAAGAAGGUUAGAGUUGUGCACCAGCAGCUAAUUACCAGCUGAAUUUAGUAGUACCAUUUCAUUUUUUGUAACCAAUUCGAUUUUUUAACAAAAAAACUAAGCUUUUGUACAUUACCUUGACCAGUAGAGGGUGCUAAUGAUCACCACCUGCCAAAGUGUCCUCUUCAGCCUUUUGUGUAUAUGUUCUGAUGACAAAGUUGCACUCAUAAUUUGCUUGAACAAAAAUAUUUUUGUAUGAAAGUAUUCGCUAUCUUGCUGUGCAGUUUUGACAAUCAGGAUGGCUUGCUCUCAACUUUGUAGAUAUACAGUACCUGUAACACAUCACAUCUGAAUCUCACGCACCAUAACACUUUUAUAGCCUUCUCAGUUCUCUGUUAGGCCUGCAGUGCUGUGCAAAAGUCAGAUUAAUUCAAUAUGUUGCACUUACUUAGAUUUAGUUUAUUACAUUUUUCUGGCAAAGGGAGAAAUGAACUGAAGAGAAGUGAAGAAGCAGCCUGGAUGAGCUGUGAAACGUAUUCGACCAAAUAAACUUUUGUCCAGAUGACAAAUUGAAUUUCUCUUUUUCCUGGAUGACUGAGGGAUUUUACACAUUACAUUUUUUUAUAUUUUUCCCCAUUAUUCCCUACCAUUCGUCAGAUAUGGACAAGGAUACUCAUUUAUUUAGACUUAAAACAUACUUUGUUUUACCAGUUUGCACUAAAUGGCAUCUUAAAGAGGGGAUAUUAUGUAUAUAUUUACUUUUUGGAGCUUUCUACCAUGUUAUAUCUUUUUUUCCUCAUCAAAAAUGUGCCUGAAGUGGUUUCAUCCAUGCAUUUUCAAAUUAUUUUGCUAUCUCCCCUGGGCCUUAUUCGAACUCAACUACAAAAUUCUCCAAAGCUCAGCCCAAAAGCGCAGCAAUUUUCCAUAAAUUAAAAAACAAGCAUGAUCUAAAAUGCAUGACAACUGAACAAACAUGAUCCGAUGUGCAGUACUUUCAAUAGUAAAAUGCACAGAUUGUAAUGUGACGGCACUGUGAAGGGGGAGUGACUCAGCAUGAGGAGCAAAGGAAGGCGAGACAUGUUCAAAACAAUAAAAAUCAACUUGGUGACCUAAAUAUGUUACGCAUUAGCAGUUAAUACCCCCAGAGCAGUGUAAUAUUUCCCUUAUUUUCAGUUUAUAUCUUUGAUUUUGGUCUCUAUUUUGUUGUGUUAAUGUUUUUUCUCACAGACACUUGUUUUCCAAAGCCCAUAAGCUGCUUUUGCACAGUACUGUACGCCACCCACUUAUCCAGCUAUUUGUACCGAUCUCUGUAAAUACUGUAACUGUACUGGUUUUAUAACAUGUGCCAUCUGAUUUCAAUGGAAGAAAUGCCUUACAUCACGUCAUCACAGUGCCUCAAAAUACAGUUAUAUGAACCAUG